GUCCAGAGAGCUGAGGGCCCCGCGUGGGUGACCAGCAAGGAAGGAGACUGUGUCCGCCCAGCCUCCCCCGGAGCCUGCCUGCCCACUGAGAGGAUGAAGGUCUCCGUGGCUGCCCUCUUUCUCCUCAUCCUCACCAUCACUUCUGCUGUUCACAGUCAGCCAAAAGUUCCUGAGUCGGUGAACCCCCCACCCACCUGCUGCCCGAAGUAUCAUGAGAAAGUAUUGCCGAAAAAACUGGUGGUGGGAUACAGACAGGCCCUCAACUGUUACCUGCCGGCAAUCAUCUUCAUCACCAAGCGGAAACGAGAGGUCUGUACCAACCCCGAAAACGACUGGGUCCAAGAGUACAUCAAGGAUCCCAAACUUCCUCUGCUGCCUUCCAGGAGGUUGGCUUAGGUUAACAUCACCAGAUGGGAGGAAGGUCAACCCCAGAUCCACAACUCGCCCUGGUGGUCAGGCCUCCGAUGGAGCCCAAGUUCGACGGGGCAGGGGGGAAGGGGUAACCCUGUGAAAACACGGGCAACCUUGUGAUCUGAAUGACAAGAGUCACCUUCAGAGAAAGAGGCCAGAGAUUCAAAAAAGUAAAGCAUUUCGAAUAUA
This is a messenger RNA of Budorcas taxicolor (takin), 600 nucleotides long. It is a transcript of the gene CCL16, whose product is annotated as C-C motif chemokine ligand 16. The coding region runs from base 94 to 396 and encodes 100 amino acids. NCBI's taxonomy places the organism in Eukaryota, Metazoa, Chordata, Mammalia, Artiodactyla, Bovidae. The transcript is spliced from 3 exons. The record is from RefSeq and is a predicted model, not a curated record. Gene Ontology annotation, biological process: chemokine-mediated signaling pathway; positive regulation of ERK1 and ERK2 cascade; immune response. Gene Ontology annotation, cellular component: extracellular region. Gene Ontology annotation, molecular function: CCR chemokine receptor binding; chemokine activity.